Messenger RNA from Leptomonas pyrrhocoris, 3525 nucleotides. Its product is annotated as putative DNA helicase. The transcript has a single exon. Gene Ontology annotation, biological process: replication fork processing; DNA repair. The coding region runs from base 1 to 3525 and encodes 1174 amino acids. Lineage: Eukaryota; Euglenozoa; Kinetoplastea; Trypanosomatida; Trypanosomatidae. Gene Ontology annotation, molecular function: ATP binding; ATP-dependent chromatin remodeler activity. Gene Ontology annotation, cellular component: nuclear replication fork. The record is from RefSeq and is a predicted model, not a curated record.
AUGAACUGCAAUUGUGACUUCCCUGCGCGUUAUCUGAUCAGCCGGGAUGGCAAGCCGUGCUACACCUGCGGCCUCGGGCGCUGCCGCUUCUACGCCUUAGCCCCUGUUCAGUGCGACGGCUACACGCGCGUCACGCUUGGCGCGCCGGGCAGCCCACCCCUAGACACCGGCGUCGUCAUGCGCUUCGAGGCACUCGUCCACCCAGCGCACGAGGACGCGGCUGCGUUUAUGCUCCGCGUGCACGGCGAUCCAUCGCGGUGGGAAUCCUUGCGAAGAGAGGUGCUGCAAGAUCCACAGUUCGAGGGGGCGUGGUACACGACUGCCCGGGCGUUCCUCUACCCCAUGUCGCAGUACAGCCGCCUCGUCAAUGUGCUCAAGGCACGCGCGCUGCCCAACGCCGCGUUGGAGGAAAUCCCGUGCUUUUACUUCCGUUGUGUGGAACGGCUGCGACAGAUACCGCUGCGGUAUUCGGAAGACGUCGCGGCCGGUCGUGCGCGCCGCCCUGACCCCGACGACUGCGUCUUCCGUCAACUAAAGCCCUUCCAAAAAGAGGGCGUGCGGUUUGUGCUGGCGCACCAAGGUCGUGCGAUGAUCGCGGACGACAUGGGACUCGGAAAGACGGUGCAGGCCAUCGCGGUGGCCCACCACUACCGCGACGAAUGGCCGGUGCUUGUGGUGUGCCCCAUGUCGCUGCUGGAGAACUGGGCGAAGGAGUUCAACAGGUUCUGCGGCAUCCCCUACGCCCGCAUCGCCAUUCUGCAGGGCACGAAGGCCAAAGCUACGAGUCUGCACGACGUCGUCAUCGUCUCCUACAACUCCCUGAAGUGUGUCGAGGAGGCACAAUUCCACGUUGUGAUCCUGGACGAGUCGCACUACAUCAAGGCGGGCGCCGCGAAACGCGCGCAGCUCUCGCUGAAGAUCUGCCGCAACAGUCGACGUGUGCUGCUGCUCUCCGGCACGCCGGCGAUGUCGCGCCCGAUUGAGCUGUACGCGCAGCUUCAGGCGAUGCAGCCCGGCAUUAUCCCCAGCAAAGCCCACUUCGGCGCGCGCUAUUGCAACUCCUAUGUUAGCCGCUUCGGCAUCGACAUGACAGGGCACUCGCACACCGACGAGCUGCACAGCCUGCUGCGGCAUUACAUGAUUCGACGCACCAAGAAGGAGCUGGGCGGCGAGCUGCCGUCCAAGUCGCGGCAGCUGCUUUACGUGUACAUCACGGACAAGGAAAAGAAGGCGCUGGAGAAGCAAAUCGUCGCUCUGCGGCGCAGCCUUGCCGCGUCGUCGGGCCCCAGCUGCUCAUCAGCCCUGACGGGUGGAGGUGGUGCGAGUGCGGACUUUGCGGCGCGGACACCAAACGCGUUCGAGAUGAAGAUGGCCACCGCCCGCGCCAAGAUACCCGCUGUGCAGGACUACGUCGGCAGCAUCGUCGAGCAGCACCUCGACUCAGGCGAGAAGCUCAUCUUAUUCGCCCACCAUCAAUGCAUGAUGGAGGCCCUGAAGGCCGCGGUGGAAGCGGUGCGGCCACGGCAGCCGAUCGACUACAUUUACAUCUCCGGCGACACCCCCGCCGCGCAGCGCGAACCGGCGGCAGAGCACUUCCGCACAGAGCCAACGUGUACGGUGGCCAUCCUCUCCAUGCAGUCGAGCGGGACGGGGCACAACUUCACCUGCGCCUCCACGGUGGUGUUCACGGAGCUGGACUGGAACCCCAGCACGCAUCUGCAGUGCGAGGAUCGCGUGCACCGCAUCGGACAGGCGCAGCCGUGCCAUAUUAAGUACCUCCUCGCGGAGGGCACGUCCGAUAGCGUGAUUUGGCCACUCCUGCAGACGAAGCUGAGUGUUACAACGGCCAUGUUUGAGAACACCGGCAGCGCAGCGGAGGUGCAGCUGCAUGAUGGGGCAGACAAGCAGAACGUCGCACGGCGUGACGUCGUCGCUGCCUCUGCGGCCAUGAGCACCGCGGCGUCUACGCCGUCGUCGUCGCAGCAGAGCACACUGGACCGCUUCCUGCCACCGCCCUCGCCGUCGCAGUCGAUGAAAGGAGAGGAAGCGACGGCAGUCAAUGCGGCGCCGCCAUUGAAUCCAGCGCUGCGUCUCAGUGUGCUCUCUCCACCACUGCUACAUCAAUCUUCCCUUCGUUCGACAGAGCGUGAUGCGGUCGAGACGCCUGGGCUUGUGCUGACACCGAGCAGCCCGGCGCAGCGCCUCUCUAACGGUCUCAUGGGCAGUCCACUGUCCUUGCCACGAGGCAGCUGCUCUAUUGCUGGUGGUGGCCACGGUGACCUGAAAGCUACAACGACUGCUGCUGCUGCCGCCGCCGCCACACCAGUUGCCCCGUCCCUCGUCGUCUCUUUUGCGGAUAUGGGCAACGCCUACGCGGACGCACUCCCGCGGCCGCACAAGCACGGUACCUCACUCUCCUCCGCCGCUGCGUCGUUGGCGGCCGCCACCGCCACGAGCGCCGCUGGUGCAUCGCCUCGUGGAGUGAAACCCGGUGCGGCGCGUGAGGAAGCGCUUCCUUGCACCUCCGCCCCCUCGGCAACCGCAGCGACCUCCGUGUUGGACCUCAUGCGGCAGACCUCGUCUAAACCGCCUCUUCAGGUGUCGAGUCGUGCCGCCACGUCCGUCUUAAACCCAGUUAUCGUGGACCUCACGGACGCCACUACUACCACCACGUCUUGUGCGCCACAAGGACUUUCAACGCAAACAGCGAUGCAGCCGUUAUCUGCAUCCCACAUCGCACUUCCUCUUGCCCCGUUCAUCGUGGUGACCUCCCCGGCUGCGACGGCGACGGCGGCAGCGCCACCACCACGGCGGACCGUGUUCACGCUCGGCUCAUCUUCCACUUCCACCUCCACAUCCGCAUCAUUAGCAGCGACGUCGGCAAGCGCCACCGCGGUCGCAGCGGACGUACCCUACGUCAGCGCACCACCUGUUCUUGUCGCUCCUCCCAUCGCAUCUCAGCCGCCAACAUACAUACGGGCGGCUCUUGAUGUACCUCUCAACAGCAGCUGCAACAACGGCAGUCGUACCGUGCCUUCUGCUGCAGCUCCGCUGAGCAACGUUGGUGCCGUCAGCAUUCCGCUGCGACCAAACCUGCAUUUCAAGCGUCCGCGCAGCGAUGUUGAGCCUGGCGGCAGUCGCGGUGGUCCUUCUGGCCAAGCACACGCGGCCACAACGGCGCCGCUGCGGCAUUUCGGCGAGUCCCCUCUCGUAGCUCCCGCACCGCUACGGAACUCUCACACACGUGGGGAACAGAGUCAGCAGGGUGCGGUGCCUUCUUCCUCCGUCGCAGUGGUGUCUACGCCAACGUCUGCGCUGUCGUCCUCGCCGUCCGCACUCUCGCGCCACCAUGUCUCUGCGCCGCAUCCGCUGACUCUGGCUGCUGCACCUGCUGGUGGUUUUCCUCUGGCGGCUUCUUCUGCUGCUAUCCCGCCAACCUCAACUGCCACCAGCGGCGCGGCGCGCCGUACUCUGUUCAGGCUUGUCAGUAACGGCGAAGGGGCGCAGACGGUUGAAAAAGGCUGA